Phanerochaete carnosa HHB-10118-sp is the source of this 947-nucleotide messenger RNA. RefSeq lists its product as uncharacterized. The record is from RefSeq and is a predicted model, not a curated record. Lineage: Eukaryota; Fungi; Basidiomycota; Agaricomycetes; Polyporales; Phanerochaetaceae. Bases 97 to 726 code for a protein of 209 amino acids. The transcript is spliced from 2 exons.
CCGCCAUCACCAUCUCGUCUGCGCAAGCGAAAGUCGCAGAGCUCACUGUGCGUCGCGGCCCUCUUGAAUGCCGAGCGUCCACCAUCGCCCUUCCCAAUGGCGGCCUCUGCCUUCAGCUCGAUGUCGCCCCUCCUUGGUCUCGUUAAGUCUCCGACAAACGCUGAGAGCGAGUUCGUCGUGAGCGAGCUGGACCGCCCGGACGACAAUAUUAAUUGCCCGGAUGGCAUGCUCUCACGCAGUAACGGCGGCUGGGCACGCGGUCCGCGCUUCGCACUCAGUGGCAUGGAUUCUGAGCCGACUCGGCCCGCGUGGCCGAUGUCACCGCGAGGGUCUAGCCCACCGAAGGAGGUUGUCGAGCUUGACGAAACUUGGAGACACCAUCAGCUGCCUGUUCUGUCGUCCGAGUUCUCCGCGCUUGGCUUCUCAUUCGACAACAAGCCUUACCCGCCGUCUCUCGCGCGGUUGAACGCGCCGCCGCGUGUGCGCUCCUCGCACUCAGACUCAGCGCUCUGCGUACGCUUUGACGCCGACGCACACCUGCAGCACAUGCGCACGACGUCGCACGACGUAUACUCGCGCGGCGGCCCCGCUGUGGCACUGGGCGAGAUCAAGGAGCGCUGGGAGGGCGAUACGGUGCGCUCAACAGCGUUCUACAGCGCGCGGUCGAGCAUGCUGUCGAAUAUCUCGUCUGUGAUGGGAACGAUUGAGGCCCUGCCUGACGCGUAGUGCUCUCUGGCGUACCGCUUUCCGUUGUCCCGCUAUACUUUAUUCGUAUGUAUUGCCUUAUACUGUACGCCUCCAGCUCCAUUCCUUGUCUGUCCUUGCAUUCCAAUCGUGUGUCUCUAAUCUGCAUCGCACGCAUCCCGCUCUUUUGCCUCGUCGCCUCGUCUUCCUCCGUCCUUCGUUUCUCCUUCGCAUGUUAUCUGCAUCUCUUCAAGCUUUAUUCG